ACAUUUAACAAAAACGUUGACGGCAGUGUCAUGGCGGCGCACGGAAUCAGUUUUGAGAGUGGGAGCAGCAUCGAAGAAAGAAAGGAUAGAAAGCGACAAGCACAGCAAGAGGCGCUAGAAAAGGCCAAGCGACAGUAUGAGAAGGAAGAGAGGAGGAAGGAGCUGAAGAGGCAGAGAGGGGAGGACACUUGGAUGCUCCCUGAAAUCAACCAGAGGCUGCAGGAGAUUGAAGAAGAAGGCUCUGUGAAAAGCAAGAAGAAGAAAGAGAAGAAAUCUAAAAAGAAAAAGGAGAAGAAGAAGAAGGCCAAGAAGGAGAAGAAGACAGCAGAAGCAGGAGAUGGCUCUAGUGACAGCUCAGGGGACUCAGGAGAUGAGUGGGUUGAGGCUCAGUCUCAGACUCAGACACAAGCUGCCAAAGCCUGGCAGGUUCCUGACGAGCCCAAGCCUUCCGAGAGCAACCUCAGCCCAGGCCAGAAUGUACAGAGAGACGAAUGGAUGACCUUUGACUUCCUGGCAAUGAGAACCACGUCCACAGCAGAGAGGAGGGCUGAGAAAGACCGACUGAAAGAGGAGGAGAGGUCAAAGGCUCAGGCCAUUGAACAGGCUGGUUUGCACAAAUUGGAGCUAAACCCGUAUUGGAAAGAUGGAGGAACUGGUCUGCCCCCAGAGGAGAUGGUUGGUACUGCAGCAACAAAAGGCACAGUAGUGAACGAUGGAGGUCUGAGCUGGCUGAGGAAAAGCUACCAGAGGAUGAAAGAGCAGGCAGAGAGGGAGCAGCGCAGCCUCAAAGAUGUGGUGGCUGAUAGAUUUGGAUCUAUGGAAGAAUUUCAGAAAAGACUUGCAGAUGCUGAGAAGGCUGUGUAUGGACAGCAGCGAGGAGAAGGAGAAGGAGACAGAACGGCGAGAGGCGGGUGGAGGAAAGCAGAGAAUGAGUCCAUAGAGAGAUGGAGGAGAAGAGAGGGAGAUGGGGCAGAGAGAGAUCGCUGGAGAAGAAAUGAAAGGGAAAGAGAUUUGUCACCCACAGAGAGAGAGAGAUACCAUGCUGGAAGAGGAGAGGAGAGGGAGAGGGAGAGGGAGAGGGGAGGGUAUCGAGGUAGGGAGCAAGAGAGAGGCCGAGAAGGAGACAGGUUUAGAGAGAGGGAAGGGGAUAGAGAAAGAGACAGUAACAAGAAUAGAGACAGGGAGAGAGAUAGACAAAGAGACAGAGAUAGGGACAGAGACAGAGAGAUGGAUAGGGGUAAUGAAAGAAAUAGAGAGAGAGAAAAGCCCUUUGUUGCAUCAUCAUCAUCAUCAUCAACAUCAUCAGGGCAAAGCUGGAGUCACCAUUCUCCGUCUGUUGGGUCACUAAAAAGCCGCUUCCUCAAACCCUCAGAAGAUGAUGACAGCAGUGAAGCUCCACUGCCUCGUCCUCCUCCAGCACGGACGUCCACAGCAUUCCUGAAACCCAGCUCUGAUGAUGAAGACUCUGGUCCUAGUAAUGCCAGCAUUCCAGCCUGGAAGAAGAGCAGUAAUCCUGCCCGUGAAUGUGACAGCUUGGAGAAACAGGGGGAUCCUGGGAAAACUGUAACUGCUUCUCAGGACGGUCUGCGUGCUGAUAAAGCUGCUGUGACGACAUCAAGUGGUGAGAGUGAAAGUGAGGAGAAAGAGGAGGAGGUUCCCCUGCUGUCAGAGGAGGAGAUGAACAAACUGGGAGCCAAACUGGUGAAGGCAGAGAUCAUGGGCAACAUGGCCAUGGUUGAGAAGCUGAAAUCACAACUAGAUGCAGCACAGAAAGCUAAAGAGAACCACGCUGCCCGAAGGAAGCUACAAGAAACAGCUAGAUCAAAGCAGGUCACAAGUCGCUCCAGUGAAGACCAGGAAGUCCUGCUGUUCAGAACAGACCAAUCAGGUCAGUCCUGGCCAGUCAGCGCCCCCUCUGGUCCUCAGGAGCCCCAUGGAGGAAGACGGAAGAAGAAACUGAUUGAGACUCAUGUCGAUGGGCAGCGUGUGCGCUACUUCCAGGAUGAUGACAAUAUGGGUUUGAAGGAGAUGGUGAGGAGGGAGAAGAUGAGCUCUGCACAGGAUCAGAAUGCCCUCUACUCUCGCAUGGCUGCCAAGAUGAUGGGGAAGACGGACGGCGACAACUACACGCUGGAUGACAUGUUUGUGUCGGGUGCAGCGCAGCGGGAGGGUGAGGGGAGGGAGGAGGAGAGGAUGAGGAGCAGAGCCAUCGGGGAGAGUAGGAGGCUGGCUGCCUCCAUGGAGAAAUGCCAGCACUGCUUCAGCAGCCAAGAGCUCCAGAAGCACCUCAUCGUGGCAAUAGGGAGCAAGGUGUACCUGAGCUUGCCUGCAGGUGUGUCGAUGACUGAGGGCCACUGCCUCAUCUGUCCUCUCCAUCAUCACUGCUCUGCCACCGGAUUGGAUGAGGAUGUCUGGUCAGAAAUACAGCUGUUCCGGCGUACUUUGGUGCGUAUGUUUGAGUCCCAGGAGCUGGACUGUGUGUUCAUGGAAACACACAUGAACCCACGCAAAAGACAACACAUGGUCCUCGAGUGUAUCCCUCUACCCCGAGAACUGGGCGAUAUGGCUCCCAUAUACUUUAAGAAAGCUAUCAUGGAGUGUGAUGAGGAGUGGGCCAUGAACAAGAAGAUUGUCGACCUCUCUUCGAAACACAUCCGCCAAGCUAUUCCUCGAGGUCUGCCCUACUUUGCUGUAGACUUUGGACUCCAGGGAGGGUUUGCUCACGUCAUUGAAAAUGAACACAAGUUCCCCCAUUACUUCGGCAAGGAAGUGGUUGGGGGCAUGAUGGACUUGGAGCCGCGACGUUGGAGGAAGUUUAUUAGAGAGAAUUUUGACGAUCAGAGGAAAAAAGUUCUGCAGUUUGCACAGUGGUGGAAACCGUACGACUGCACCAAGACUGAGGGAUAGCUAGAGAGCACUACACACACACACACACACACACACACACACACACACACACACACACACACACAGUGGUUUCUAGUGCAGGCAUCACAUUAGCUGAAUAUGAUGCAGACACUCCUGCACCUAACGAUUCAGAAUUUGAUGUAAAAUUUCUGUUAAAAGUUAUAAUAUCAGAACAUUUUUACUGAAGCAAAUAAAUGAAAAUGACUUUGA
Molecule: messenger RNA, 3117 nt
Organism: Chelmon rostratus (copperband butterflyfish)
Lineage: Eukaryota; Metazoa; Chordata; Actinopteri; Chaetodontiformes; Chaetodontidae
Gene: cwf19l2
Product: CWF19 like cell cycle control factor 2
Exons: 19
Coding region: 31-2907 (958 amino acids)
Biological process (GO): mRNA splicing, via spliceosome
Cellular component (GO): post-mRNA release spliceosomal complex
Source: RefSeq, a predicted model, not a curated record